Molecule: messenger RNA, 1038 nt
Organism: Entrophospora sp. SA101
Lineage: Eukaryota; Fungi; Glomeromycota; Glomeromycetes; Entrophosporales; Entrophosporaceae
Source: the annotation of a GenBank genome assembly
AUGCAAUACCUAGUAUUGAAUAGUGCAAUGACAUUUAAUUUAGAGGAUCCUGAUUGGCAACUAACCAAAGCAGGGCGACUUUACAAUUAUAAAUUUGGAUAUGGAAAGUUGGAUGCAUAUACUUUGAUCCAGAAUGCAAAAACAUAUAAACUAUUGAAUCCACAGGUUAACAUUGAGAUGCCAAUAAUUAACGUUACUAAACCUAUACCAAUGAAUCAAGAAGGAAUUAUUAGUAAGGUGGUUGUGAAGAAAUCAGAUGUUGACAAAGCAAAUAUGAAAAGAUUGGAACAUGUAACUGUGACUAUUAAUGUUAUUCAUGAGAGAAGAGGUGAUAUAGAGGUUGAUUUGAUAAGUCCAAAUGGUAUUGUUUCUACCAUUGGAUUACCAAGGAUGUAUGAUGAAAAUAUCGGUGGACUUAAUAAUUGGACAUUUAUGAGCGUUAAACAUUGGUUAGUAAGAAAUCCAAAAUUUAAUGGAAUAUUUGUAGAUUGGAUGUUGAAAUUAUGGGGCGAAAGAACUGAUAAUAAUGAAAGUGGCAAAAAUAGUAGUGAUACCAACAAUAAUUCAGAUAAAACCUCUACUACAAUAAUAACCAAUACCACCCCUUCAAGCAUUGCAGAUGAUGACAAUAAUAAGAUAUCAACAUCUACAAUACCAUCAUCACCACCAGUAAAUGAUGACGAUAAUAAGAUAUCAACAACAAACAAUCCUAUUUCAACAGAAACACAACCGGCUACUACAAAUGCAGCUGAUAACAACAACGAUGAUAGUAGCAGCAGUAGUAGUAACAGCAUCAAUAGUAAUUGGAUUUGGGGUAUUGGAGUAGUUAUGGCGUUUACAUUGGCAUAUAUGGUUUAUGCGACUAGGAAAUGGUAUUGGGAUGAUGUGAAGAAAAUAGUAUCUGAAGUAUUCUCUAGGAGAACAUAUGCAUCGGUGUUACGACAGCCAUCUGAUCGAACAUCUAAUGAUGAGGAUGGUGACCUUAUUCCAUUGACAAGAGGCAAUAAACAAUUCACGACAUCAAGAGAAUUAAAAUGA